This is a messenger RNA of Polypterus senegalus (gray bichir), 1303 nucleotides long. Its product is annotated as granzyme B-like. The transcript has 5 exons. The record is from RefSeq and is a predicted model, not a curated record. Gene Ontology annotation, molecular function: serine-type endopeptidase activity. Gene Ontology annotation, biological process: proteolysis. NCBI's taxonomy places the organism in Eukaryota, Metazoa, Chordata, Cladistia, Polypteriformes, Polypteridae. Bases 206 to 865 code for a protein of 219 amino acids.
UUUCACCUCGCUGAUCAUCUAAAAAUCAGACGUGCUGGUUUGAUACUCGAAGUCAGUCUGGGGCUGCUGUGCCGGUGAUAUGAUGAGGGUCUACUGGGCAACUAUUGCUGCCAUCUGCUUGGGGCAUGCAGGUAAACCUCAUUGAGCGAGUUCAAGAGACUGGAUCAUCAAUGGACGUGAAGCAAAACCAAACAGUCGACCCUACAUGGCUGCUUUGUAUGGGGGAUUAGAAACCACACGUUUUGUUUGUGAUGGAUUUCUAAUCCGUGAAGACUUUGUGUUGACCGCUGCUCACUGCAAGGAAAAGUCAAUGAUUGUGAAGCUUGGCGUACAUCGCUUGUCUAAACCCAUGAAGGCCUGGCAAGUGAUAAAAGUUAAAGAGGUUUUCACUCACCCAAAGUACACCUUGAAACCAAUGAGGAAUGACAUCAUGUUACUAAAGCUCGCCAGUCCUGCCAAGUUGAAUCAAAAUGUGAGUCUACUUGCACUUGCUGAGCGAAAGGACAAAGAUGAACGAACUGGAAUGUCCUGCUUCAUUCUAGGAUGGGGUACAAAUGAAACGGGUGGGUCACCAAGUGACGUCCUGAUGGAGGCAGACAUCAGCAUUACUGACCAGAAGAAAUGCAUUGAGAUAUGGAGCAAAGACUUAGUGACGGCAAAUAUGAUCUGUGCUAGAGGUGCUCGUAAUCAAGGGAUCUGCCAAGGCGAUUCUGGUGGCCCAAUGGUAUGCAAAAAGAAAUCUAUUGGCAUUGCAUCUUUUACUGGUCCAAACUGCAAUAAUCCAUGCUACCCUAAUGUCUACACGAGGGUGUCUUCAUAUCUGGUCUGGAUAAAGCAAAUGUUGAAGAAUCAUCCCCUUAACUAAUGCACUUUCAUCUUUUAAUUAAAGCUUCUGUUCAUCAGUUUUGAAAAUCAUUCUCUUACGUUCUGCUGCCACACAGCUCCUGGGUUCUGGCUUCAAAUCCCAGUCAGGGCACUCAUUGUGUGGGAUUUGCAUGCUCUCCUUGUGUCUGCAUGAGUUCUUUUGCAUAAUGACUCACUCUACAGACAAGCAGAUUAGGUGAAAUGGUGACUCUAAACUGGCCUGGUGCCUUGUGACAAAUUCACAUCUCAUACAGGGUUGCAUUUUUCUCUAGCACCCAGUACCACCAGCAAAGGGUCAGCGCCCUACAAUCUUGAUCUGGCGUUUAUAGAUGACAAGCCAGAAGAGCUCCUUUGCAAAAGACCUUUCCACUUUUGAAAAGACUGUGCAUUACUGUUGUCUCAAAAACAAGUUAUAUAAAAUUAAAGAAAGCAAGGUUUA